AUGUUCAAGUCAUUCAUCUUGUUCUGCGUCGCACUCGUUGCUCUCGUCGGUCGUGACGCAACAGCGGUGCACCCAACAGCCCAACUAACUCCUCGAACGGAGGCUGAGGUCGCCGACCGCCAGCGAUUCUUGAGCCACAGCCACCGCCUUCUGGCUGCCUGCUCCAACUCGGAAGCUGGCAGAAAGCUGCGGGAGCAGAGCAAUCUACGCAUCGCAGCAAAGCUGCAGGAGCUCCGUGCCAGCCGACGCCGGCUCGACGCUGCGACUGUAUCGGCGGCGACCCACAAGACCAACCUCGCCAACGUCUCUGUGAGCACGUACCCGGAGAAUCUCUUCGGAGAUGACGACCACCCCAAGUGCGUGUUGGCUCCUGAGACCUCCAAGCCCAGCUACUACGUGAAGGGGGAGCUCUUCCGGAAGAACACGGCGGAAGAUCAAGCUGGUGUCAGCCUCACGACGGAGCUGCAGUUCAUCGACGUCAACACGUGCAAACCUGCGUCCAUGGUGUGGAUCGACUUUUGGCACAGCAACGCGACGGGGGUGUACUCCGGGGUCGUUGGCUCGGCAGCAGGAGAGAGCUCGAGCGCGUCCAACGUUAGCACUACCUUCUUGCGGGGGCUCGCUCGGACGGACGGGCAUGGGCUCGUAGCCUUCACGAGCAUCUUCCCGGGUCACUACGAAGGCCGAGCGCCCCACAUCGACAUUGUCGCCACCUACGGCGGCACUUACCAGGGGGACAACAGAACCCACACGGGAGGCUCCACUAUUCAUGCAGGGGAGCUCUUCUUCGACCAGGAUCUGAUCACGGAGGUGGAAAGCACGUCGGCCUAUGCGAGCAACACUCAAAACCUCACGCUGAACGAAGUGGAUGAGGGUCUCAUUGAGGCGGCAGCUUCAGGCUACGACCCAGUCGUGGAGUACGCUUUACUCGGUGAUACAGUGGAGGCCGGAAUCUUCGCGUGGAUCUCGAUCGGUAUCGACUUAACGAUAAGCAGCAACGUGACGGUCGCGGGUGCACUCACUGCUAAUGGCGGCGUUCAGUACCGUUAA
Phytophthora sojae is the source of this 1050-nucleotide messenger RNA. RefSeq lists its product as hypothetical. Bases 1 to 1050 code for a protein of 349 amino acids. Lineage: Eukaryota; Oomycota; Peronosporomycetes; Peronosporales; Peronosporaceae. The transcript has a single exon. The record is from RefSeq and is a predicted model, not a curated record. Gene Ontology annotation, molecular function: iron ion binding; oxidoreductase activity, acting on single donors with incorporation of molecular oxygen, incorporation of two atoms of oxygen.